AUGUCGAAAGAAAAUUCCGGUUCAUUUGACAAACUCUUCCACCAUAAAAAUCGUGAUGAGCACGGUGUACACUCAGGAUAUCAGGCUCAACCCUCAGGCGAGACUCGCCCACAGCAUGAAAGUGAGAUCAAACGUUUUGAGAACGAUCUCAAAAAAGAGGAGAACAAGCUCAAAAACUAUCUCGACAAGGACGAAGAACUCGAGGAGGAGGGCAAGACCUAUGGAGGCUUGAUGUAA
This is a messenger RNA of Talaromyces amestolkiae, 237 nucleotides long. RefSeq lists its product as uncharacterized. The transcript has 2 exons. The record is from RefSeq and is a predicted model, not a curated record. The coding region runs from base 1 to 237 and encodes 78 amino acids. Lineage: Eukaryota; Fungi; Ascomycota; Eurotiomycetes; Eurotiales; Trichocomaceae.